Prunus armeniaca (apricot) is the source of this 870-nucleotide messenger RNA. Lineage: Eukaryota; Viridiplantae; Streptophyta; Magnoliopsida; Rosales; Rosaceae. The record is from the annotation of a GenBank genome assembly.
AUGGCCUCUACUUCACCCUUCGCCCCCGCAUUGCCCCCAAAUUACCAUCUUACUACUCAUCCUACACCUGCUGCAUCCCGCCCUCUACUAAGCCCCCAGAAACAGAUACUGCCGCAUAAUUCUUACCACGGUGUUAAUGCACGAAAUUACCACUCUGUGCCUCGUCGGAGAAUGACGACGAGGUGCCAAGCGAUGGAGGUGUCGGUGGCAGACGGGUCGUCGUCGGCGUCUGGAGGCGGCGGUGGGGAGAACUGGGUGCCGGUAGUGCCGCUGGCUGCGCUGCCAAGGGGGGAGCGGCGCGUCAUAAUUCAAGAUGGGGAAGCCAUACUCUUGCUGUGGUAUAAAGAUCAGGAUGGGUGUAUAGUUUGCCCAUCAACUGAUAGCACAUUUGAUCUGCGCAACGGAUCCAUUAAGGAGUGGUAUCCCAAAAACCCAGUGCUCCGAGUCCUUACACCCGCUUUGAGGACGCUUUACGUCUACCCUGUCAAAACUGAUGAUCAAAACAUUUACAUUAGCCUCGGUACUGCUUCACUCGAAUCUGAUGCAGCUGCCGAAAUUGUCUUCAGUGGCAAGGCUCAACCGGGUUUUACAGCUACUGAUGUCAAUGUGGAUGAGGUGAAAAUGGUGGUUGAUGAGGGUCUAGAUGUGGCGUUUGGUUUCACGGCGAGGAACGAAAUCAUAAAUGGGAAGGCAGCUGUGAUUGGGUUCCUAUUGUUGUUAGAUUUUGAACUCUUGACUGAAACUCGUUCUGUUUCCUCUACUUCAGAAAGAAAGCUUAUACAGUUAGGUUAUAAUCCAGUCAUUCAGGCUCCUAGUGAAAUGAGCGAAACGAGUUUCCAUUUGGGCUUCCGUGGUGUGUUUAAGCUAUGA